AUGCACGGAGGGGAGAGGUCACCGACGGGCGUCACGUCGGAGCGGGGUCUCACUGUGGGCCAAGGAGAAGUCGUGGGAGAGCGUCAAGCAGAAAGGGGUGUGAUCGACUCAUAUCUGAAAAGCAUUAGUCUGGCUGUGGAGUUGAAAAUGAAGUCCAGAGAGGCAAGGAUGGAUACGGAGAUGCUGGUGGCCCGCACCAGGGUGGGGGCGGUGGAGGUUUGGGAUUGA
Rangifer tarandus platyrhynchus (Svalbard reindeer) is the source of this 228-nucleotide messenger RNA. The record is from the annotation of a GenBank genome assembly. Lineage: Eukaryota; Metazoa; Chordata; Mammalia; Artiodactyla; Cervidae.